Molecule: messenger RNA, 2037 nt
Organism: Effrenium voratum
Lineage: Eukaryota; Dinophyceae; Suessiales; Symbiodiniaceae
Source: the annotation of a GenBank genome assembly
AGGACUUUAACCAAAACUCUCUACACUGGUGGCUUAGAUUUUCGCCCCCGCGCAAUGACAUGCCGAAGCGGCGCACGGACUUCGCGACACGCUUCCUCUUGAGAUGCUUCGCGUGCUGGGCAGUUCCACUCCUUUUCGUGGUGUUGCUCAUCGCAGCGCAUCCAGAUGACACAGGACAAACCAGCUGGUACGAAGAUGAUGCGGCUUUGCUGGUCAUGGCCGGCCUGGCGCUCAUGUCGCUUCUGGGUGUCACCGCCCACUGCUCCCUGGAUGCUGGCGCCGCGUGCCUGCUCAUGAACAUGGUGAUGCAGCUGCUUAUGGUCUUCACCUUUCUCAACGGGGCGCCGCUGCUGCCGCCUGCAUCGCCUGCAUUGGCUGCAGCGCCUGCGUCGCCUGCACUGCGGGGUGUCGAGCGUGGCGCUGGGGCGGAAGGGCAGGGUCGCAUCUCUGUGGUGUUGCCGUGCUUGAACGAGACCCACUUUGCAGUGCAGACCGUGCAAAGUUUUUGCAACAGGACGCCAAGUGAAGUUCUGCAAGAGAUCAUUGUAGUGGACGAUGGCUCCAAGCCGCCUUUGUCUAUUGAGUUGCAGAAGCGAGUGGACCCACGUUGCCGCCUGCGUGUUCUGAGACAUGAGGACGGACCGCGCGGCCUCAUGAUCGCCAAGCAAACAGGUGGUGAUGCUGCCACCGGGGAGUUUAUAGGCUUCUACGACUGUCAUGUCGCUCCGCGAAAGGGCUGGCAUGCCGAGACCAUCCAGCUGUUGCAGGCGAAGUCGCGCCGGUUGGUCAUUCCCAUGAUCGGGGCGUUGAACAUCGACACCUGGGAUGAGAUUCCCGGUGGCGGGUUCGUCGGCAAGUGCUGGGUGAACUUCAACGCAGAUUGGUGGUGGUACGAUGAUGAGUCGGACUACACGCCUGUGAUCUCCGGAGGCCUAGUGGCCACCACACGAAGCUGGUGGCAGGAAUCGGGGGGCUUCGACCCUGGGAUGCAUGGCUGGGGCGGGGAAAACACCGAGCAGCCCAUCCGCACCUGGCUUUGCGGAGGUGACGUCCUCAGGGCCAAAAGUAGCGUGGUGGCGCACAUGUGGCGAACAGAGGCUGACAAGCGAACAAUAGCUCGCUACAAAAUACGAGAGAGAUACGACAACGUUGCGCGGACUGCUGCUGCAUGGUUCGACGAGUUCCUUCCGAAAUUCCGGAGUGGUCAGACACCCAACGUGGAUGUGACCAAAACCUUGGAGUUGAAGAAGCGCUUGGAGUGCAAGCCCUUCGCCUAUUUUCUGCACCGCUUCCGGAAGAUCUACUUGAAGAGCGGCAUGUUGCCCGAAAAGGUGUUUCGUAUCCGCAGCCGCAGCACGAACAUGUGCCUGCAGCGCCGGGACAGGGCUUAUGUGCUGACGGAUUGUUCUGGUGGCACCUGGUUCCAUCGUGCGAACAUGAUCCCGCCAGGGUUCCCACAGGCCGAGUCGCUGUCACGUUUAGUUGCACCCCGGCCAUCCUCUCCGAACCGGCUUGUGAGCUGUGGAGGGCAUCAAGCGAUGGGGGGCUGUGAUGCCUGCCCUCAAGGCCAUGGAUCAGAGUGGUGCAACGCAGACUGCAAAUGGGUCUUUGCCGUGUGCCUCUCCCAUCAGGAGGCUGCAAAGGUGGCCACCGAGCCGGCAGAGACCUGCUGCUCUGGCAUCCGGGAGUGGAACUCUUUGGAUUGCUGGGCUGGACUAACUGGCAAAGGACCAGAGACUGCUCUCUGUGACGUCACCGGGCACAGCACCAGCCAGCAGUUCAUCUUCGACGCGGAUGGGCACAUCUGGCAUGGCACCGGGGAGUGCUUGGGAGUGAAGGACGGAGGGCUGAAGAAGGGACAAUGUGCCACCGCGGAGCAGUGGGACAUGCUGGAGGCCUUCGAGCCCUUUGAGACCAAGACCUACAAGGCCGCGGUGGUCAAGUAUGGCCUGACCGAAGACUCGCCUGACCAUUGACACCUGUGCAAUUGGUCCUGGUGCAACGCUGCCAACGACUAAAGUCAAAGAGAUGUGUCAC